GCCAAUGCACGGGCGGGGAGGCACAGCCGGGGAAGGAGCCGGCGAAAACAUCAAUCCCAACUUUCUCACCUUGAAGAGAACCGAGCGCUCCCGAUGUGUCCCCUCCUGUCGCCCUCCCUGCCAGCCCAGCCUCCCCAGGAGGGCCGUCCGACGGCCCGGGCUCGCCGCGGCAGCUGUCCCCUGUCCCUCGAGGGKCAGAAACGCGAGUAGGGGGUUCCCCUGGGGACAGCCCCCCUCGGUCCCUGCYGUCCGGAGCCGCGGGCAGGGGCGCUGAGCGGCGGGGCUGGAUGCGGCUGCCAUGGGGCGCGGGGCWCCCCUCGGACCGCGGCUCCUGCGGGCGCUGCUGCUGCUCGCCCUGUGCCCCGCGGCUGGCAGCACCUGGAUGUGGCUGGGCAUCGCCGCCGCCGGCGGCCCCGACGGUCCGGGCUGCUCCAGCCCUCCGCUGAGCCGGCGGCAGCAGGACCUGUGCGAGCAGAAGCCGGAGCUGGUGCCCGCGAUCCGGGAGGGAGCGCGCCUGGGUCUCCAGGAGUGCCGCAGCCAGUUCCGACACGAGCGCUGGGACUGCCGCUCGCCGCCCGCCGCCCGCCGCGGCACCGCCARCCCCGCCGGCCCGGGCCAGCAGCUCAGCAGCGGCACCAAGGAGACGGCGUUCAUCUCGGCAGUGAUGGCAGCAGGGCUCGUGCACUCGGUGACGCGCUCGUGCAGCGCAGGAAACAUGACCGAGUGCUCCUGCGACCUCACCCUGCGGCACGGCGGCUCGGCCAGCGAGGGCUGGCACUGGGGCGGCUGCUCGGAYGACAUCCACUAUGGAAUGUCCUUCAGCAGAAAGUUCCUGGACGUGCCUUUCAAGAACAUGACAGGCAAGAGCGGGAGYGGACUGGUGGCGAUGGACCUGCACAACAACGAGGCUGGCAGGCAGGCUGUAGCCAAGCUGAUGUCUGUGGAUUGUCGUUGUCACGGUGUUUCUGGGUCCUGUGCUGUGAAAACUUGUUGGAAAACCAUGUCCUCCUUUGAAAAGAUUGGCCGGUUUUUAAAGGAUAAGUAUGAAAACAGCAUACAGAUAUCAGACAGACUGAAAAAAAAGCUUCGCAGGAAAGAGAAAAGCCAGAGAAAAAUACCAAUUGGGAAAGAGGACCUGCUGUAUGUGAACAAAUCACCCAAUUACUGCGUCGAAGACCAAAAGCUGGGGAUCCCUGGAACUCAGGGAAGGGAAUGUAACCGCACGUCGCAGGGACCCGAUGGCUGUAACCUGCUGUGCUGCGGGCGCGGGUACAACACCCACGUUGUCAGGCAUGUGGAGCGCUGCGAGUGCAAGUUCGUGUGGUGCUGCUACGUGCGCUGCCGGCGCUGCGAGACCAUGACUGAUGUGCACACCUGCAAGUAAGGUGAAGGGCAGCAAGCACAAACCAUCCACCCUGUUUGAUGCACACGGCUGCUGCAGGGCAGCAAUCGCUGCUUCCAUGCGGGAUUUCAGAGGGAUGGGCCUCGGGGGRAACAGGUACUGCCAGACAACGGGAAGGGCGAGCGUGCGGCGACCGAAACAAYAGCUGAGUAAACAUCAGCAUGCAGGGACAGCUUAAAUAGAAAAAAGGACUCCUGAUGACAUGUUUGAACGUGUUACUCCAUGAGCAGGGACAGAUGCUAAAGUUUUCAAGUUUUUAAUAGCCACAAURUCCUGAGGACCCAUGUGGUGGGUAGGUACAGUGGAGAAAUCUCAAAAUCUCAUUAGCCAGAGACUGGAGAGUUAAAAGAGUUUGUAAGGUACAUUAGAUACAGUCCCUAUGUCUGYGCUUUUAAAACUGGGACUAGAUGGAUCCACUAGAUAGUUAAUUUCUGCAGACUUCAGAAAAACGCACAAAGAUAGGGGAGGAGUUGAGCUGUUGACCACAAAGCAUUUGCUUCGCAGCCGUUCGGAAAGCUGCCUUGUGCUUAAUGUGCAGAAAAGCGUCUGGAGCUGAGGAACGUGUGUGACUCAGAGCUCAGCACUGCCUGCCUGGAAAAGGAGAGUCAAGCUGUGCCCAGGGGAGAGGGGCAGGAGCACAGCUCGGGGAGUGUGAACGGGGUACCAAAUAGCAACCUCGGGAUUUUUAACAGGUUGUCCUUCAAAUGCACACGGGACAGGUCUGAGGGGGAUGGAAAUACAGUUUGGUAUUUGAAGGAAAUAAAACCCCUUGCAGGCAUUGCCGCAGUGUCUGAGCACACAUUUUGUGAGUCAGCUGGUCAUCACCCCACUGUUGAAUUCUCUACAAUAACCUGCCACAUUCAACCAUCUUACUAGUGGUUCAGCAUCAUUAUCAAAAUUAACCACAUGAGAUUUAGCCCAAAGAAAUCUGCCAUAAAGCAAAAGAUUUUUUAAAACAUAUUUUCUUUAUAGUCAGCAGCUAGAAUUUUUCCUUAGGUUGCAUYCUCACUAAGUUCAAUGCACAAUGUAAUUUAUGGAUUGGCUCACACCACUAAAAUAUUUAAACUGAUGRUGAUAACAUUUUCUCUGGUACCAUAUGUUGGCUUAAUUUUAUUUUACAUCUCUGAAAGGCCGUUUAUUUUUAUGCAGUGAUUUAAUGCCUGGUUUAAAAAGCAUCAUGUGAAAGGAUUACUGUUGUUUAAUUAUGCAAAGACCUAUUUUUGAUAAGACAAGAAAGUUUAUAUUUUGUAAAUAUUUAAAUUAUGCAAGUUAUGUAAAAYGUUUCCAAAACUAAUGUGAUAAGGCUACAGCCCUCGAUAUUUGUUGGUUAGAUAUUUGUUAAUAUUGUAGUAGCCUUUAAUUGAUUUUUAUUUGCAUAUGCUGAGGAAAAUUAUUCAGACAACUGCAUAAAUGUUGGGGUUUUUUACCAUCAGGGUGGUUACAAUUAUUGCAGUUAAUACACACUGAUGAGAAACUGUUACUAUGAUUUUCUGAAUGGUCAGUUAAAUUUAUUCUGCAUACUUUAUUAUUCUCUAAAGUGCAUUUUACAAACACUGAAAUCCCAGUUCCAGCAGUAAGUGCUCCCACUGACAAGGGAACUUGGAAGGUUUCACAAUCCCUUAACUUGUUCCAUACUAACAGCCAGUUUUUAGAAACUUGGGACAGUUUGGCUAAGGCUUUCAAAGUUACUUUGAAGAAUUCAUUUCCUAGUUGUCAGUUAUUUUCCCAGGAAAGAUGGUGACCAGAUUCCAAACUGUCACUCCUUAUUGGAUGUGUAGGUCAGGAAGAAGGAAGCAAAAUCUUCUAYGUUGUGGUAUUUCACUGCCUUAUGUGGAUUACUUUAGGAACAUCAGUUCAGCAGCAAUGAAGUCCUUUAUCUGCUGGUUCUUUUUGGACCUUUACUCUACAUUUGGCCAGCCUGUCUCCAUUGGCCUGACCAAUGUUAUCAUGAGACCACAAAAUCUGCUGUCAGGGGGAAAGAUGCUCAGCAAUGCCAGUCAGUGUCACAGGAGGAUUCAACACCCUCUCUUGUGAAAACUUGGAUGGGGAGGACACAUCAUGGUAGAAGACCCUGAAGAGACAGUUGUGACCCCAGGGUAUUUCAGUUUUGCAGCAGUGAAAGUAAACCCACAGGUUGUGCCACARGACGCAGUGACAGCGUGGAUGGGAGAUGAUCGUGGUCACUUUCCAGCCAAGAACAUUUGGAUGGCACACAAACCAACCUACCUAGAGUGACAGGUAACAAUAGGAAGAGAUAUCUGAGGAAUCUGUUUUAACCUGCAUCUGUGAAGGAUGCUUUAGAUCUCUGUACCGUUGAAAGGGCUACUACAGAGGCAGCAAGGAGGAACUGAAAGUGGCUUUAAAUUAAUGUAAUCAGAAAUGCAAAUAAACGUCUCAAGUGGAGCGUGUUCUCUCUUGCCACUCCUCACUUUUGCACCCCCAGGGAGGCAGGAGCAGGAUGUGGCUGAGCUCUGGUGUUUGUGCCCUGCUGACCCGUUGCUCAGAGGGUGAGAGCAGGGUCCCUUGCAUGCCUUGUACAGCACCAGRAGCCACUGACACCCUGUGUUAUCAGUGAACAGGCCAAGAGCUGUUCCACACUUUUCAGCCUCAAAGUUCUCACCUAGCCUUACAGGUUUCUUUGACUUUCUGUAACAGACCCYUUGUAUUAAGGCUGGGAUAUGGCCUUGCAGCCAUAAAACUGAAAAGGAUUUCAUCACUAAAAAGUCCUUUGCUUAGUACCCACCUUAGCCAUGACCCAAAUCAGUCAGGGAGAGACCGCAGCCCUUCCCAUCCUUACACAGGGAAGUCAGUCAGCACUUAAUGGUGGCAGUAUUAUUUCCCCUUCUGAAAUUACCCACCUGGCCUCUUAUUUUAUUAAUACACUUAUUCUUGAAAAACACUCUGACUGCAGAAAACCCAAACAGCUCAGGAGACAUUACGCAAACAUCAAGCAUUUAGCAGUCACUUCAACAUUUGAGAAAACUAAGUGCCACAGUAAGAGAUCUGGAAAGCAAAAUAUACUGAGCAAAAUAAAGCUUUUUCCAAACUAGCAAUCGGGAAACUAAGGCUGUAAAACGGUCUGCUUUUUCCAGAGAAAAUUUAAAAAAAUAUAAGUUGGAUCAUGAAAGACACCAGGAGAGGUCCAGAGGGUACAUCAUGGCAAAGACCCCCUUCAGUUUCCUCCUUAGGACUCCUGUUAAACCAUAUAAAGCAUCACUAGUAAAGGAGUUGAGAGCUGUGGUUUACAUUGAAGUCAUCCUCAGGUGGCUUAAAUCCCAGCUGGGUAUUCCUUGGUGAAUAUUAAGUGAAAACCUUCUUGUGUCCUUCCCCCUCUCACAGCUCCACUUUAGAGGCAGAUGUACUCCACCCCCUUCUCUUCCCUCACUGCUCUGUUCUAAACAAUGGGAACACUGCAAGAUGGUACAAAUGUUCCCAUUACCUUCUGCAGGAAAGCAUGGAUCCUGGAGCUAUCACACACAGGUAUUUGUGCACCUGUACAAAUGCCUUGGUCUCUGCUACUGAUUUCCUACCACCAGCUGUGGGAGACCAGAGAGGCCACAAGAGUCAUCUUUGUGCUUGCAACUCAAAUAAAAUGCAAAUUGGUUACCAGAAGGUCUCACUGCUAAGAUAAGAGUUCAUCUCAGUAGCAGGAUACUGUGAGUUGCCCAUUCAAGGCAGACAUGGCAUGACCAGAUCAUGCAGCAAGUCAACAGACCAUGAGGAUGGACAAAAGCAAGGAGACCCCCUUUGUGUGGCUACUCCAGUAUGACUUUCAAAUAUUUGAUGAGAAUCUUAUUAAAUACAAUACCAUACAGCUGUGAGAACAUGGYUUCAAGAGUAAGAGGAAGAUUUCCAUCAAAAGUUUAAGAAUCAAUUCAAGAUGUAACAAAAAUAAUCCUACCAUUUUGUUGUUUUAAAAUGCAUUGUUUAAAAGGUUUGUUGCAGGUACAACUUCAAGGGGUUAAGAGAAUCAUGAUAUAUUUACUCAACUUGGACUGUUAAUAAAGGCACAUAUUCAUUUAAUUCUGCAGACGAAAUUCAAACUUUUUAAUUUGAAAAAAUAUG
Malurus melanocephalus (red-backed fairy wren) is the source of this 5467-nucleotide messenger RNA. It is a transcript of the gene WNT16, whose product is annotated as Wnt family member 16. Gene Ontology annotation, cellular component: extracellular region. Bases 299 to 1384 code for a protein of 361 amino acids. The transcript has 4 exons. Gene Ontology annotation, biological process: canonical Wnt signaling pathway; neuron differentiation; cell fate commitment. The record is from RefSeq and is a predicted model, not a curated record. NCBI's taxonomy places the organism in Eukaryota, Metazoa, Chordata, Aves, Passeriformes, Maluridae. Gene Ontology annotation, molecular function: cytokine activity; frizzled binding.